ACUUUUUGUCCCAGCAAUCAACAAAGAUAACGAGAAGGAGCUCAAGCCGCAUUCAUCUAAGGAAGAAGAUACUGCUGGACUUUCCUGAAUCAUGUCACUAUUCAAUAAGCCCGGAGGCUUGAGCCUCAACACUGGGUCAACUGGCGGCUCGUUAUUCGGUGGUGGCGCCAGUACCAGCUCCUCACAACCCCAACAAAGCGGCGGCCUCUUCGGGUCGUCCACAGCCAAUCCAUCACAACCCCAGACUGGCGGAGGACUCUUUGGCUCAGCAACCCAGAAACCCGGAGGACUAUUUGGAUCAUCAACUACAACAUCUUCUCAGCCGCAAACUGGAGGCGGACUUUUCGGAGGCGGGCAAACUCAGAACCAGAGCCAACCGCAGCAAUCAACAGGGGGCGGUCUAUUCGGCGGAUCAGCCGCGACGACGCAAAACAAACCUUCUCUUCUCGGCACAAGCACCACGACUAGCACACAACAACCCCAACAACCAAGCAGCCUCUUUGGCGGCGCAGCUUCUACAGCGCAAGCACAGCCCCAGAAGCCCUCUCUUUUCGGCAACACCACGACUACUCAACCAGGCCAACCUUCUGCCCAAACCGGCGGCACCGUUCCUGGCGUGAAAAUUGACGUCAGCAACCUGCGCGGCACCACACGCUUCAACGACCUGCACGAGGAGCUGCAGAAGCAAAUUGAACAAAUCGACAACUUCAUCCUCCAACAAAUGCAAUACAAGGACCAAUGCGACGCGCUCAUGCCCAAGCACGAAGAAGCACUCAGCUACAUCCCCAACGACGUAAACUACGUUUCGCAACGAUUCGAAACGCUACAGCGGGCGCUUGAAAACGACGCACAAGCUGUAGACCACGUUCGAAAACUCGUCAAGCGCGAUGCUGCUGAUGCCCGCCUCUCCUUCCGCGCCAUUGAUAACCUCAAACUCCCCCAACAAUACCAUUACACUGGCAUGUGGAAUUCCACUACCGGCAUCGCGUCCUCACGUACUGGCGCAGCACCGGGCGCAGGCGCCGACGGCAAGAAAGCCGAAGAUGCUGCCCUUGAGGAUGACGAAAUCGCCGGCACUGGACCCAGAAGCGCGGAUCUCGUGUCCUACUUCUCUGCCCAGGCAGACGACAUGAAGCGCACCCUCGCAAGCUAUACGUCUACAGUGCAAGAAAUCGAGUCCCACCUCCGCGGCGUCGAGGCCAGUACGAUGCAGCAGAUGCAGCAGUUAUUAUUCACUCGGGGCCGCGAUGGCGGACAGCGCUCAGCAGAGGACCAGAUUCGCGAACUCGCUGCUGUGCUUAAGGAGUUUGAGGCCGGCAUCUUCGGCGUCGCUGGCAAAGUCGGCAGCGCAAGAGAAAAUGUCCAGGAAGCCAUUCUCGGUAGUAGUAAUGCCGUUGGUGGUGGGUCUGCAGCGAAUGUUCCCGGAUAUGGAAUGGGCUUUUCGAGUCGAGGAGGAAUUUAUUAGAAUGAUUGCAUUUGUGGUUUCUAGUUUAUGAAUGGACCCGGCCUUUUUCUGUUUUAUUUGUUGAUUUUAAUGGCAUGGCUCUCAAGGUCAGAAAUAACACGGUUUCUACAGACAGGACAGGAUAGAUUGAGUCGCCGUGUCUGACGGAAUAGCAUCACGUGUUGCGUGUUCUGCAUCGGCAUUGCUUUCAACCUAGCGCGUUCAUUCUCUUUUUCCACCCCUUUUCAUGCGCUGUUUCUCUUUUAUGGUUCAUCUGUAAAAUACUCUAUUUGUUUCUAUGCCUGGAAAAAAGGAU
Molecule: messenger RNA, 1760 nt
Organism: Xylona heveae TC161
Lineage: Eukaryota; Fungi; Ascomycota; Xylonomycetes; Xylonales; Xylonaceae
Exons: 3
Coding region: 92-1465 (457 amino acids)
Biological process (GO): nucleocytoplasmic transport
Cellular component (GO): nuclear pore
Molecular function (GO): structural constituent of nuclear pore
Source: RefSeq, a predicted model, not a curated record